CCCCGCCCCGCCCCGCCCCGCCUCCCGCCGCCGCGGCGGCCAUGGCGGCCAGGCAGCUCCCGGCGCUGGCGGGCGCGGCACUUGGGAGGCCUGGGUCAGACCCUCUCUGGGUCAGAGGACGGUCCCGGCAGCGUCUCAGUUUAACCCUCCGCUCGGCUUCCGAUGGAGGCCGCGGCGACUCCCGCUCUCAGGACACAGCCGCUGAGCCCGGGAGACAACCGACGAGCGAAGAGUUAACCCCGGAAGAGCGGCGCAUCGCGGACCUGCACUCAGCGGCCUGCGAGGCUGGCCAGCUAAACUAUGUGGAUCCUGCUACUGGUUACCUGGUGCUCACAAAACUCGCUCACUUGCAGAGAGGUCAAUGCUGCGGUUCUGCCUGCAGACAUUGUCCCUAUGGCCAAGUCAAUGUUAAAGAUUCAUCUAAGAAGAAGCGAUUCAAUUCAUAUUUUUAUGUUUGAUGUCAGUUUCAUCUCUGUUCUGUAAUUGAAACUAUAUUUAAUAAAAUCGUAGUCCCAAAUUAA
Erinaceus europaeus (western European hedgehog) is the source of this 521-nucleotide messenger RNA. It is a transcript of the gene C19H1orf53, whose product is annotated as chromosome 19 C1orf53 homolog. The transcript has 3 exons. The coding region runs from base 42 to 458 and encodes 138 amino acids. The record is from RefSeq and is a predicted model, not a curated record. Lineage: Eukaryota; Metazoa; Chordata; Mammalia; Eulipotyphla; Erinaceidae.